AUGAUUAUCAGUCGACAAGUUGUAAAUCACCAGAAAAUAAUGCACCCCAAGGUAGUUGCCGUGGUCUUCGUGUGUUUUGUAGCCCUAGUGGAUUCUUCUCCAUAUGAUUUGGGACAAGAUGGGCACUAUAAUCCUAAUCAUCUCCCCAUCCUUGUGAAUGACGGUCUACGAGACCAUGACAACAUAGAGUUUGAGAGUAGGAACAAAAUAAGCUCAGCUACAAACGACGGUGUCCCCGUAAUUGUGGAAAUUCUUGUCGUAGUAGACAAAGAAUUAGCUGACGUAUUUAAUCAAGACGAAAAAAAGAUUUACGAGUAUUUGGACGGCUACUUGCGGGAUAUAAAUAUGCGCUAUAUGUCUCUAAAACUUUCAACCGUAUCGGUUAAAAUCAGUUCGGUAUUGAUAAUGAAGGAUUACGAUUCACAACCAUUCAUCGAGCAAGCCAGGGCGGAAGAUGGAAGAGUACAUCUGAGCCGAAUCUUAAAUUUAUUUACUCCGUGGUUGCACAAAAAUCGGGAUAAUCUCCCACCCUUUGACAUCGGAACACUAAUGACAAACGCUAAACAAGAAGUCUGCUGUGGUGUGGCAUACCGUCAGUCAGCAUGCGGAGUUGGUCCUGCCAUCUGGAUUGAUGAUGGACGUUAUAAAACAGCUGAAGUUGCGGCGCAUGAAAUUGCUCACACGUAA
This is a messenger RNA of Folsomia candida, 687 nucleotides long. RefSeq lists its product as uncharacterized. Lineage: Eukaryota; Metazoa; Arthropoda; Collembola; Entomobryomorpha; Isotomidae. The record is from RefSeq and is a predicted model, not a curated record. Gene Ontology annotation, molecular function: metalloendopeptidase activity. The transcript is spliced from 4 exons. Gene Ontology annotation, biological process: proteolysis. Bases 1 to 687 code for a protein of 228 amino acids.